CACCUUGAAAAAUGUGAGUCCAUGAUCUGUUGUUUUUGAGAAUCUCUUCAUCCACAAUUCAUUUGUCCUCUGUUCACUAUUUGCCAUGAUGCCGACUCGCCGAAGAAGCUUUGAGAUGACUUGUGCGUUGGUUGACCUCGUAAGUUGCUAAAUGAUCUAGGAAGUCCUCUACCUACGAUCUGGGUUGUUUGUUGCUAUAGAGGUCUGGAGAGUUGCAUUGGUUUGAGUUAGGUUUGCUUGGGGACAAGCAAACGGUUAAGUGUGGGGGAGUUUGAUAGACCGUUAGUUACACAUGUUUUCACCCCUGUUCUUACACCGUUUGAGAGGUGGUUUCUCGUGUUUUAGACCGAUUUCACGCUAGGUUGUGCUUGUUUGUGAUAUUUCGGGUCCGGGAAAAUGAAUGAAGGUUUAGGAGCGAGUUCGGGGUCGAUUGGGUGAAGAUCGGGUGCGAGACAAGUUACAAAGGAGGUCACACGGGCUGCCCUGAUGUUCGCACGGCCGUGUGAAGUAAUGGCCUGGCCGUGCGAGUUUUGCCGAGAGCACACACGGGCAGUGCAGAGGAUCGACACGGCCGUGCAAGUGGCCGGGUUGGCCGUGCCACAUUCUGUGAGAGCAAACACGGGCAAGAGGGGAUAUCCACACGGCCGUGCCAUUCUGGCCGUGCAAAGAGCCUGGAAUUCGAACUAAUUGGAACGCAGCGUUUUGACUCACACGGGAAACUGGGUAAGCCACACGGUCGUGCCACCCUGCCCGUGUGAGUCGGGAUUUUCUGCUUAAAACCCGAUUUUCAGCCAGAGGAGAAGAGGAGAGCUGGGUUUUGGAUCCCAAACACCCAAGGGACGAACCAAAGAGAGAGAGGGCAAUUUGAGGGCAUUCUUGGAGUGGAGUUGGAGGAUUUCUUCGCCUUGGAAGCUCGAGGAACAAGCCCGGACUUGAAGACUGAUCAUCUGAAGAUUCUUACUGCAGUCUCUCUCUUCUCUAUGGAGUAACUUCCCUUCACUUAGGUUUUGAGGAACCCUAGCUAUGUUUGUUUGAUUGGAUGAUUGUAUGAGUACUCUGACUGGAUAAUCUUGAGUUCAUAUUCAAUCUAUGCAUGUUUUCAUGAUUCAAUUCUGCUUUAGUCGAGAUUAUUGAUUCUGCUUUGGUUCUAUGAGAGGGAAUACCUGAUUAGGUCAAUAGAGCACCAUAGAUUGAUAGUAGUGGAUCGAUUGCUUUAGUCGAGGGUUGAUUCACUGCUUCGUAUCGAUUGAGAACCUCUUUCGAUAGAGGGAGUCUAGUUCAGAACGCCUUGAUCAGUUGUUCUAGAGAAGGAUACAUCCCUCUAGGCAAUUGACUCAAGAGGGCCUUGUUCCUUUAGUCGAGACUCAAGGUCUAGUCAAGGAUUCUCCGCAUUGUGAAUGAAAGUGAAAAAAGUUGGAAAUCAUCAAUUGUUUGUCUGGCUAGUGGCUAGGGGGAAUCAUACCUAAGUGAGUUCCCAACAUAUAAUUAGAUUAGCUUUAACUGUAGUUUGCUAGAGUAGUUUUAGUUCUUUCAUCUUAAUCUGGUUUGCUAAAUAAUAAACUGAAGCUGAGUAAUAGUAACUCUAGAGACCCGUGGAUUCGAUAUUUAUCACUUGAGCCACUAUACUGCAGUCCCUUCCAUUGGUUACACUUGGCCAUAGUUAGGUGUUGUGUUUUAGCGAGUCAACGAUGGACGAGCAGAUCUACCACAAAAUCUGCGUGGAGUUCUACUCCAACUUCUCCCAUGUCGUCUCAUCCAGCAAGAACAGUCGGCCGCAUGUGGAGUUCAUGCUGGGAGUUCAGCCACCAGUGCUAACCUAUGAUGCCUUUGCUCGUGCCAUGGGGCUCGACACGGCACAUAUGACGAUGACGGAGCAGCAGUACGGUGUCGACUUCCACUACCAGGCAGCAUUCCGAGCCCUCUGCCGCCCCGAGCAUGAGCAUGAGGAGUUUGACGGGAGCCGCACCAAUGCGGUGAAGCUGAGGAUCCUCCACACCUUGCUCACCUGAUCGGUCGUCCCCAGCCCGCAGUCAGGCCAUCUGAUG
Molecule: messenger RNA, 2045 nt
Organism: Linum trigynum
Lineage: Eukaryota; Viridiplantae; Streptophyta; Magnoliopsida; Malpighiales; Linaceae
Source: the annotation of a GenBank genome assembly